CGGGGAACAGGAUUUUUGUUAUGAUUCUGAGCAUCAGGGCGAAGCUCUAUAUGCUCGAGGGGGCCGAGUAUGGCGCUUGUGGCAAGAAGUAGCUUAAUAUAGGUCCCGAGCGAGAUAAAAAAAAAUCACCUUUUCAUGAGAAUCUAACAUGAAGAUAGAUUUUAACGUGAUAUUCACAAAAAUAUAAUAUACUUUCCUUUCUUUCCUCAUUUUUUGUUUGGUUGUAGAACUUUUGGGGGCCAUGGUCCAAACUCAUCCAUAUAACAGUGCUUUAUGGGUGGGGUGACCAGGGCAGAGCCCCGGAACUUUUAUAUCAAAGCCAUUUUAAACCUUACAGAUGGCCACUUAUUUAAUCAAAUUGCGUGUAUAUUCAUAUAGCUUUCACACAACACAUAAUUCCAAUGCAGUUGUGUAUCGUAAUCAUCCAAAUAUUGUGAGGGGCACACCAUAGCAAAUGUGGGAAAAUUUGUAAAAAAAAGUCGCCAGCGAGCGAAGCGAGCCAGAAAAAAUGGCCUGUUAAAAUGAAAUUCUAAUUUGGUGAUAGAUUUUUACAUCAUAGCAAAUAUCAUGUCAUAUAUUUUUUUUUCAUUCAUCUCAUUUCGCUGCCUCUUUUAUUUCCCCUUGGCUGCGUGGAACCACCACCCUCGUACGCCAGUGCUUCAACGCAAAGCUUAUAAUGCAGGAAGGGUCCAUAUAGGGGCCCGUUAUAGAACCCAUUAAAGGUUACAGAUGAAGAGCCUCCACUGCACGGGGUCUUGACUCUUGGACAGAGCCUUUGGAGAUUUAGCAAGUUUAUGACAGACUUCCAUACGACAUUAUGCUAUAUACCAUCCAUUUUUCUUCCCGCUCGUUAUAUCGAUCCUCGGCAGCCCGGUAGUGAACGUUAUCUUGUCCCUAUUCUUUAUUUUCCAAUUUAGAUUUUGGCUAAUUCCAUUCUGCCUUUAUUUUCCAAUUUUGUUUGCCUUUUUGUCAUCUUUAAUUUAUUUCCCUGUCUUACUAAUCAUGCUAAUGUAUUUGUAUAUCGGGGAGAAUUGUUCUUCUUUCCUUCCUUUUCCCGUUAUCUUUCCGUUUUCCCCUUUUUUAUGUUUUCUCUUAGUUUUCUUUUCCCUUUUCCUUUCCCUUUCCCCUUCCCCUUUUUUCUUUCCUUUCCCUUUCCCUUUCUUCCCCCUUUUAUUUUUAUUUUUCCCGUUUUUUUAUUUUCCCGGUGAGCUCCGCCAGGGGGGCAGCUUGCCCCCCUGCCCCCCCCCGCCUGUUACGCCACUGAUUCUAAGGCUUGUUUUAAAGAAUUCAUAAAGAGCAAACAUAAUCUCACCAAUCCAAUAAUAUAAUGCGAAUGUAUUUGCGGACUGGAAAUGUUUUUAUAUUCAGACCUUAAAAGGGGCAAUCCCCAUCGGAGGCAAUCACUUUUAGUAGUCGUGUAAAAAAAGCAUAUGUCACGAAAAAAAUCAAUAAUAACUCGUAGUGGGAGGAUAUAUAUUUGGUAUAUAUUGACAUAGAGCUAUUAAUAGCUCCAUGAUAUUGACGAGAAAAAGGGAUGUUUUGUAGUACUGCAGGAUCAUAUCUUAUUGAACACCAAGAAUGAUGAACACAGGCCAUAAGCAAUAAUAUUUCAUAAAGUUAUGAAAAAAAAUCUGAUGUAAAAAUAUAUAACGUAACAUAUUGUAAUAUCCAAUAAUUUCUUCUUCUCCCACUAAGUUUCUUUUUCUUCACUCUUCUUUUUUCUCCCGGUUUUUAUGUCAGCCGAUUUGGGGGCACGCGCCCACAUGCCCCCCCCCCCCCCGUAGUUACGCCACUGCUUCCUCCGUUGUAAUCGGAGAUCCUAUUUUGUGUUAGAUAUUUUGACGUGAGAGUAUCGAGGCGAGAGAGAUGAAUCUCAUGCAAGAACUUUAGAACAAAAUUUUAGGGGUAACGUGAAUUUCGUGAAACCCCCUCAAAAUACUGGUAACGCUGAUCGAUUAAUUGUAAAAUUGCAACAUAAUAUUUGCAAUUGAUUGCACACAUUUUCUUGCAACAGCUCCUAAGUCUAACAAUCUAUCGAUUUCACGGGUAGCCAAUCCGAGCCCAAUGGUGGGUAUAUUUGUCUCUAUUAUAGAAAUUAGAAACGUCCCGAGAAACGUGCUGAUUUUUUGUGCUUUAAUAUGAUAAGAUCAUUCAAUCACAAGUCAUCGUCAACAAUAAUAAAACACCAUUAGGGUAACUGCAAACAAACUGGGUGGGCCUAUCAGAAAAAUGCCGUUGAACGAAUUGCUUUAACAUACCGUACGUAUACCGGAAACAGGCCACGCCCCAAUUGUUUGGCGCGUUUUUAGUAAAAUCAGCAUGCAGCGCAUACCGGUACAUAUAUGCAUAUUAUAUGCUCACAAUCCAGAUUACCCCAACUGAAGCAAGUGAAACUAUUUAUAUCGGGGAAGAUUCCAAGGCAAAAGGUUCAAGAAAAUCCAGCAUAAAGAUGGCGCCUCCAUUGUAUCAAUCACGAAGGAGACGGUUAGACCAGACCAAUUCUGACACAAACUAUAACAUCUUCUACAACAUCAAGAAGACCAAACUGUCUGCCAGGUAUCCAUUCCUGCCUAAGAAACAGAUUGAGAGGAAGAUAAAGCAUCUAUGGGAGAGAGCUUCAGCGGAGAAAAGAGCAGUCCUUUGCUUAACAUCAUCUGGCUCUACUGCUAAAUCCCCCUUCAAAGGUUCUAUACUUCAAGGACUUUGUAAGAAGAAAUUACCCCUGGAGCACAUCAUUUCCAACAGUGCCCAUAUCCACAAUAGUACCCCCACAACAAGCAUGGCUGGUUCUGGUCCUGUGCGUACCCUGCAUUCAAGCAUGAAAGAUCCAUGGUCUCGAACAAGCAGAAAACAAACUCUCAGGAGCUCUUCAAAGAAACAUGUUUCAACCAGAAGAGUAAGUUUCAACUUUGAUCAAUCUCCAUUGCCACCAAGACCAAAUACAAGGAGCUCUAUUAAGGAACAGAAGUCAGAGGAAAGAAAAGUUGAAAAGAACAAAAGAAUGAAGCACAUAUCAACCAAGGAUGGUCAUUUGAGGAAAAGGGAACUGUCAUUUGAAGAGAAACAGAUGUAUGAGUUUCAGGACGAAGGUUCCAAGUCAUGGAAUCACUCUGUAGGUAAGGCUCAAGCGGAGUCUGGAAGAUUGUCCCACUCAAAUCCUGGCAUCAAGGAGCACGUGUUUGCACCUGAACAGUACAACAUUGAAAGCAGUGCGAAUACCAACAUAUUUACUGGUGACAGUCAGUCUCCCACCAUAACACCAGAUCAAAGACCUACAGAAACCACACUUAAUGAUAAAUCUUCACAAAACCUUGGCAAAAAAACAAAAACUAGCAUCAGGAGGAAUACUAAGAGCCUUAAAAAUUCUAACAGAAGAUUACAAAAGAGCAAGGAUGUAAAAAACAAUCCCCAUAUAGGUGAGAAAGGAAAGAAAAAAGAUGGUCCUUCCACAGUUGGUAACCUUGAUUCCUCACAGAGUGAUGAUGCUUUGGAAGUACCGUGGCUUGUCAGUGCUCACCGAGACAGUUCCUCGGAUGAUGCCAGAGAUGAUUCUUCCGAUGACCAAGACCAGGAUGCCUUCUACGACUACUAUCACAAGAGCAGCAGUGAAAGCAGUGCCCCAACUGUUCCUUCUCUUUCUCAAGAAUCUGAUGAUGCUGGUCCCUCAGAGAACAACACCAUGUUCAGUUGGAAUGGAGCUUGUUUCACAAAGAAGACUUCUAGUCUAGGAAUAGACACAUUUGACAGCCAACUGUCUCAGGUUUCAAUGGAUGCAGCUGAGGUUAUGUCCGUGUCAUCAACCGAGGCCAGCCUGUCUUCCGAUAGCCCUCAAUUCAUAUUUGGAUUACCAGGGGAAAUGAUGAUGUCCUCACCUCGAGGGUCUGUGACACAAACAGAUAUCAGAGCAGACUCACCAAUGUUACAAAAUCAGGAGAUGCAUCUAGAAGAUGGCAUGAUGAUGGAAUCACUAAAGAAAUCUGGACGUCAACGAGACUGUCAUCCAUCGCCAGACAUCAGAGAAGAUUUAGUACCACAGAAACGAAAGAGGCGUCUGCAAGAUGGCAUAUUGAUGGACUCGCCUAAAAGCUCUAGACUUCAACAAGACAGUCAAAUAUCGCCAGACAUGAGAGAAGACUCGGCAGUACCACAGAAACGAAAGAUGCGUCUACAGGAUGGCAUGAAGAUGGAUUCACCUAAGAGCUCUAAGCUUCAAGGACUUGUUUCUCCCACAAGCAGGAAGAGACAAAUGAAAGGGCUAGAAGGAGAGGACAUGGUUUCCAUGACUACUGCAAGAAAUACCAAAGAGAACCAGAUACAAGUAUCACCACCGAAGACUGUAGCAUCUCGAGAAGACUCAGUGGUAUCAAAUGAAAGGAAGGUCUUGGUAGAGAUGAAUUCAAAACCUACUAAGCCAGCAACGAAGACAAACAGCACCGAAAGAAAUAAAGAGGAUCAUGCACCAAAGGUUCAAAAGAGGACGUCAGGAAGACUGAAAAACAAGGAAAGCUUGGUGAACAGAUCCUCGGCAAAGGAAGGUUGUACUGAUGAGGGAGGAAAUAUUGCUCAGGAAAUCAAGAAAACCCAGACAACUGAGCAGGAAGAAAUCUUGAUGAGUGAUGGAAUUCUUUGUGAUCUCUUCCAACCAAACCUUUCUUCUGAAAAGAGAUCAUUCAACCCUCAAGGUGAGACAGAGUUUUAUCAGAGUUGCAUGGAUGAUCCAGUUUCAAGUCACUUGUUCCUGGAAGAAAACUUUUUUCUCUAAAGUCUAACCAAGACGUCCAAAUGACUAUUAACUCUUCCAUGGACUGUUUAUCCUGAGAAAAUACCGUAGAUCUCAGGAUACUUCCUUAGCUGAGUGUGUGCCGUGUAACGUCAUACUAAGUAGACACAAUCAAUUAGGCCUUUGCAGUCUUUUGAUGAGAAUCGUACUUACAGAUAUGUUCAAAAGUUAGUGAACCCUACCAUAAAAUGCAUGUAGACAACACAGGUCCUACGAUGUUCGGCGAGCCCAGAGAAACAAACUUUAUUGAAUGAGAUAUUUUAUCACCUGACUUCAUAAUUAAAUAUCUAAAACAUGGCAGAACUUGGACACUUUAAAAUGUUCAUUUUCUAAUGAUGUUCACUAACAUUUGAGCACCACGGUAUGUCUCACUUAUAUCUUUAUCAGACUUUAUGAACCAAUUCUCAGAGAGAUUAUGUACUAACUGCUACUAAAUUCAUUGUACCCAAAGCUCUCGGAGGGGAGACUCCCUGAAAAUUUCAUAUACAAAAUGUCUUCUCGAUAUUGUUGCCUAAAUUUGUCAUGCCUGUUUUAUAUACGUUUGUUCUUUGAAAAAUUCUGUGUUAUUUCUCCUGAAUUCUCCCUUGAAAGAUUUUGCUGAAAGUUUAGUAAUUUUAUUUUAGAAUCGGCAGGUAUGCCCUACCGUUCGUGGGUGGGUGCUACUUUAUUUGUACACAUUUCUUAGAAAAUGAAUACUAUGUACCAGCACUCAUUCAAUAUAUCCUAAAACUUUGAUAAAGUUUUACAAUCAGAAUUGUGACAAUCGUUUGGUAAAAUAUAUCAAAACUAUUAACAAAGAUCCAUCAAUGUCUCAUUUUUGCGAUGAAUAUCAUUUCCCAAAAUGUUUUCCAUGCUUCUUACCGGCCCUUUCUAUUCAGGUAAAUGUAAUGUUUUGAUGCUGGCCGUUAAAUUUUCAAACAGGGUCCUGAAUAUCAUGCAAAUACUUCUACGACGAUACUCAGCAGGAUCCAUAGUCAGAAUGUAGUGCUAAUAUCACAAAAGGAUAGGGGAAUAUGUUACACAUACUGAACAAUUAUUAUCGCAUCAGUAUUUUUUAAUCAGUGUUGUGUUCCUAAAGGAAAAUAAUCAAUGGAAUUCUUAAAUUGGUAACACUGGAAAUUUAAAAGUCAUUGCUUUUAAUGAUUUUAAUGCAAAUUGGCAGAUUCAUCAGUCUAUGUUUAUUUCUUAUGAAUGAGGGAAAAGUUUAGCAUCGAUAGAAAACUAACAAUGUACCAGUAAAUGCUCGUCAAAUAAGGCAUUUCAUCAUUUGCUGUCCCAAAUGUGAAUAGGGUCUCUUGUACAUCUUUUGAAAAAAAAUACUGUGUUAAAGAAAAUUGUCUUUCUUGCCAAGACAGAGUUGCAAUACUGUUUUAAAGGUCUCUUAUAAUAUCUCUAGUUUUAAAAUUGAAAUACAUGUAUGUUAAAGGAAACAGACUCUGAAGUGACAUAUUUGCAUUUGGCAUAUGCACUAUGCAGUUUUACUUUUAUAUAUUGCACAUACUUCAGACUUCUUGUGAGUAAAGACAAUUUCUUUAGGAUUGAAAAGUUGUUUUUGCAAGUUUUAUUUCAUCUUGAUCUUACCAUAGGAUGGCACAACUCUUAUUAUGGCUGCACAUAUACCAUAUGUAAUCUUUGGAAUACAUGUACAUGUGAUUGUAUAAAAAAAAAAUGUGUGUUUUUUUUUAUAGACUUGAACAUUCCUUAAAAAAUAUUGAUAUGUGCAAAAGCAAUUAUUUUUAUGUAUAAAAUAUGACUAAAUUACGAUGUGAUUUCUAUUGAACAUUUCCUUUAGUUUUGUAUAUCAUUGAUACAGUGCAUCCCACAAAAAAGGAAACCAGUAUUCAGAGAUAAAUUUCAAAAUUAUCAAAAUAUUUUUACUAUAAAUUUAAUACUUUUGGUUAGAGUGGAAUCUCAUCUUUAAUUUGUGACCAACAGCAUAGCAAAUUAUUCAUGCAUAGCAGAUUACAAACAACAAAUAUCAAGGCUUAUCACACACAAUUUGCAAAAAAACAACUAACAUGUUAAUCUGUACCCACUCUCAUUUCAGGGAUCAGUGAGAGAACCUUAAAAGAAGUGCUAAUGAGUCAAACAUUGAAUAAGCAAGGUUGUCUAUCGCGAACCAAUCUUGUCAAAUUUUUGUGCACAAUCUGAUAUUGUCAUAUUGACAUUAAAAUUUCAAACUCCUCUUGCUCACUAAUGUGUGAAGUGUUUGUCACAUGUAUAUUAGGCAUCAAAAUGUAGAGGAAUAAUUGAAUUGUAUGAUAUAAAUGAAAUGUCAUUAUUAAAUCGCCUUUGAAGAAAAAAGAUGUGGGAGUCCCAGUUUCCUUUUUUCUGGGACGCACAAGUUUUGUGAUCCACCUUAAAGUUAAUGAAUUAUGUUUUCAUAAUAACAUUAAAACUUUUCUAUGAAUUAUUUAUUUAAUAAUGAGCAGAUUGAACCCUUUUUUUAGCACUUUCACUUUAUUUUUCCCUCUCUCCUAAGCAUUUUUCAAGCACUUUUAAACUGGACCUCUCCAGAGAAAUUGCGCCCCCCUCCCCUUCAAAUGUAAGUUGCUUUUUACAACAGACUAUUGUUUUAACAUAAACAAAGACCUUUUUACUAUUUGAUUUCAAUGUUUGUCAUACAACAUUAUAAACUUGUAAAUUGUUCAUGCAUUUGUUUUGAAGUUGGUUAUAACAUUCAGUGUUCGCUUUAUAAAAUGGAAUGAAAUAAAAUUUCACAUUGAAAUGUUUCUUCAACAUAGCAAUUUAUGUUCUGCUUGAUAAGUUAAGGCUCAGUAAGCAUCAUCAACAGCGUGAAAUUUCAUAAUUUUAUUUUUAAGUGAGCUUCCAAAAAGAAUUUGAAUAAGGUACUUUGCCUCAGUCAAAUAUUUUGGGAUAACGGCAGAUUGCAUGAAAGGGUCUUUCCAAGGACCGUCUUUUGUGUCGCCCGUCUUUUAUGAUGCCCUGUAUGUGGGAUAUUUCUUAAAUUUAUGACACAAUUUGUUAGCUAGCUUUUAAAUCAAUUUUUAUGCAAUUUCAUGAGAUAUCACAUAAUUUUAUAAACAAUGAUUUUGUUUACUUUAAUGGACAAAUAAAAUCUGUUUGCAGGUAAUUUAUUGAAAAUGUGAAAAAAAGAGGUUUGGGGUAUUUCACGUAAUACUAAUAAAGAUUUUUUUUUGGGGGGGGGUGUUUCACAAAGAAUUUUGUAUGACCAAGAGUCUUGCUUAAGUGCCAAUGUGAACAUUUCAUUUAACAUUAAUUGAUGACUUCUCCACUGCAUUCACCCCCUCAUCAUGAUCUGACUAAUAUUGCAAAGUUUAUACUUGUAAUAUAAGUAUUAGACUUAAAUCAUUGUGAAACAACCCCAAUCAGACAAACAUUUUUCUUAAAUAAAAAAAAAGAAUUUAUCAAUGUUAGUGGGGUGGUCAAACCAGAGACCUU
Lytechinus pictus (painted urchin) is the source of this 8203-nucleotide messenger RNA. RefSeq lists its product as uncharacterized. NCBI's taxonomy places the organism in Eukaryota, Metazoa, Echinodermata, Echinoidea, Temnopleuroida, Toxopneustidae. The record is from RefSeq and is a predicted model, not a curated record. The transcript is spliced from 7 exons. Bases 2354 to 4762 code for a protein of 802 amino acids.